AUGAACUUCUCCAGACUUUCGAUCCGCUGGCUCGACCCUUCCGAGGAUGUUCGGCCCACAAAUCUCAACGCUCCUCGCGAUUCGCCAUCACCGAUACGCCUUCCCCAGCUCCUCAAAACCCUCCACCAUAUCAAAACCGAUCUUAAGCAGCCACCUAACUUCCCUCUUUUCCCACAACUUCCUGUCGAAUUAAGGGACCUGAUCUGGAAGCAUGCCGCAUUCGAGCCCCGAGUUAUAUAUAUUCGCCAUGCCCGCGUCCGGGAUAACUGUACUGACGUGUCUUUAUUCCACCGAGGACAUCAAAAGUACCAAGAUCAACCAAUAGUUCCCAUCCUUCUCCAGGUAAAUCGCCAAUCUAGAGAAGAAGGAUUGCGCCAUUACACAAAGUGCUUCGAGAAAGUCGUAGACCCAAGGGACUGGGCUUUCUUCGUCAGUGUUGAGGAUCAUCCAAAGCACGCAAAACUGGUCUAUAUCAACUUCAAAGUUGAUAAAUUCCUCUUUGUGUAUGGUAUCGAUGUUCAAGCCAACACUUAUCAGUACAAUCUCGGUGCCCCAGACGGUCUUCCAUUGGAGAACUUCAACUUCCAGCCUGAUCUUAUGCAACAUUGUCGGCACUUGGUGCUAACAGCGGAGCAUGGCGUGAUCCAGGACUUCGAGAGGGUCAAGAAACUGAUGGCUUUGAAAAGCUUGGACGAGGUCACAAUCCAAGUGUAUGAGUCGGACAAAUACAGGAACGCAAAGCAAGGAACUGUCGAUUACGAUUUACUUCGAGCAAAGAUGAUGGUGAUCCUGCGCGAUAUCAUCGAAGCAGAGCGUCAAGGCUUGCGAGUGAGUUUCUCAUGGGUCUCUCGGCAAGAGAUACUGUGCAAUCAACAUCUCUUAGGCCUGGACCCACACUACUACGUAGACCCGCAGUGGAGUCUCGGUAACAGAUAUGAAGAACAAGAAUAG
This is a messenger RNA of Mollisia scopiformis, 951 nucleotides long. RefSeq lists its product as uncharacterized. The coding region runs from base 1 to 951 and encodes 316 amino acids. Lineage: Eukaryota; Fungi; Ascomycota; Leotiomycetes; Helotiales; Mollisiaceae. The transcript has a single exon. The record is from RefSeq and is a predicted model, not a curated record.